Messenger RNA from Aspergillus nidulans FGSC A4, 1010 nucleotides. RefSeq names its product putative metallo-beta-lactamase domain protein. The record is from RefSeq and is a predicted model, not a curated record. Lineage: Eukaryota; Fungi; Ascomycota; Eurotiomycetes; Eurotiales; Aspergillaceae. The transcript is spliced from 4 exons. Gene Ontology annotation, biological process: secondary metabolite biosynthetic process. Bases 1 to 876 code for a protein of 291 amino acids.
AUGGCUCAUCUAGUCCCAUUACCUGAGGUCGAAAGGCUCAGUGCGUCGGUGGUGCGGGUUCUGGGAGGGAAUCCCGGGAAGUUUACUCUACAAGGAACAAACACUUAUCUGAUCGGACAAGGGCCUCGUCGUAUCCUUAUUGACACCGGCGAAGGCAAGCAAUCCUGGGCCGCGCAUCUAAAAAAAGUGCUGUCGGAUGAAAAUGCGACAGUCCACCAGGCUCUUAUAACGCACUGGCACCACGACCAUGUUGGUGGUAUUCCAGACUUACUCAGACUGUGCCCUGAAGUAACAAUCUACAAGCAUCAGCCCGGAGAAGGGCAGGUAGAUAUUCAGGAUGGGCAAGUCUUUCAGGUUGAAGGAGCAACGCUAAGAGCCGCCCAUACGCCAGGCCAUACAGUUGAUCAUAUGGUGUUUGUAUUUGAGGAAGAGAAUGCCAUUUUCACGGGUGAUAAUGUUCUAGGCCAUGGAACAGCAGUGUUUGAGGACCUAAAGACCUACCUCGAUAGCCUGAAGCGAAUGCAAAAUCGGGUCUCAGGUCGAGGAUACCCCGGUCAUGGAGCAGUUGUCGAGAAUGCUACAGCAAAGAUCGCAGAGUAUAUACGGCACCGACAGCAGCGGGAGGACGAGGUGAUCCGCGUGCUGCGGUACGGAAAACUAGACGUCGGCGAUCACGAGCGCUCUCCGGAGCGGAAGUCGUGGUGGACUCCUCUCGAGAUAGUGAAGAUCAUCUACACAGAUGUUCCUGAAAACCUCCAUCUCCCCGCUGCAAAUGGGGUCGUACAGGUGCUAAGCAAGUUGGAAGCCGAAGGGAAGGUCAUUCACGAUACGGACUCCGACCGCUGGACCCUUAACACGGGCAAAUCAGCUUUGUGAUUUAACAUGCGGAUGUCCGUACAGUCUCUGCUUAUCGCUGUGAUAUAGUCAGCCAGAUUGGAUAGGUGCCCAAGUGGUAACCUUGGCAUAAUCAUGCAAAUCCCACUUAGAAGCCAAGCGCUGGUACUAGAAAG